AUGCGAACAUUUGUCUCAAUAGCCCAGGAUGCAUGGGGAAUUUUUAUAUCCGAAAGGAAGCCUGGCUGGAAGUAUCUGAUGCAGCUUUUUGCAGUUUGCUCUGCAGUUGGCUUCCUCUCAAGCUUUCUCUUAUUCCUUGGCAUGCACUUCUCCCUGGCAGACCACUCUUUGGGUCCCUUACUGAUUUCUGGCUUCAUCUGGAUAUCGCUUUCUAUCGCGCUCUCCUGUUUCAAGCACCUGCGCUGCUUUAGUGUCCUGUUCCUUCUUUCUUGUGGACUGCUUGCUCUUAUUACUGCUGGCACAGGUGUCGUGGUGGCUGGCCACAUCCAAAAUAUUUUUCACAACCUGAAGGUUCUGGCAGACAGUAUAACCUGUCAUUUAGAGUAUGAGCAAUUUGCCUUGAUAAAAUAUUAUGUUGAGGCAGUAAAAUGGAUUUACGAGGCGGCCAAGGUUUCCACUGAACUAUCUAAAUAUAUAGUGUUCCUAAAGCAUGAAUUCUCACCAUCUUAUUCAAUUUCAGAUGAUGCGUUAAAACAAGAACUAAAUGACACAAAGCAAGAAAUCCAGAAAGUUGCUAACCAAAUAUCUUUUAUGCUGACUAUACUGCCCUAUAUAGGACAGAAAGUAUUGCCUGUAGUGGGGAUUUUUCUAGCUUCUUUGGGAACUGGUCUCUUUAUCAAAAAAUUUGUGGGCUCUCACAGUGCCAAAUUUGAGAAUACUUAUAUCACAAAACAGUUCAUUGCAUUUGAUGAGCACCAAAAGCAACAGGAAAGACCCUGUCUUCUGCCACUUAACAAGAAAGAAAGAAAAGAUUAUGUGACAAUCCCAUCUUUCUGCCUCACAAGGAAGGACAGAAAAAACAUGCAGUCAUUUUUUCUCCCUGUAAUUAUUCAUCUUUGCAUCUGGCUUCUGUUUGCUGCCAUAGAUUAUUUGUUUUAUUGGUUAAUUAUUUCUGUGAAUAAACAUCUCCAAGAAGUACCGGAUCUAGAGAUUCAACUCAGCCUCUUUCAGCAAAGGAAUGAGAACAGCUUUAUCAUUGGUAUGAAAGAGCAUAUUGCAAAAACGGAUCCUUUCAAGAUCUCUUUGUUCAAGCAUGUCUGCAUCCCUCAGCCAGAGCUUGCUCUCUCCAAGACAUGGAUCCAGCUUGGAGUCAUCAUCUUCUUCUUAAUCAUUUUUGGGUUACUCUCUGGCCUUCUGACCCAACUUAAAAUAAUUGUGUCAACUUCAUUUUAUCCUGACAUCGAGAUGAAACGGAUACAGUAUUUGCAUGCAAAAUUACUCAAGAAAAGAGCAAAACUACAAGAGAAAACUGGGAAGAACCUGCUUGCUAGAAGGGUCAACUUUUGGUUUCCAAUUCUGAAGGCAAGAGAGGCAGUGAGGAAGAAAGAAACGAGUGUGGCAAAUCACAACACAGUGUGA
This is a messenger RNA of Cariama cristata (Red-legged seriema), 1419 nucleotides long. RefSeq names its product dendritic cell-specific transmembrane protein-like. NCBI's taxonomy places the organism in Eukaryota, Metazoa, Chordata, Aves, Cariamiformes, Cariamidae. The record is from RefSeq and is a predicted model, not a curated record. Gene Ontology annotation, cellular component: membrane.